This is a messenger RNA of Pecten maximus, 3175 nucleotides long. RefSeq names its product carbohydrate sulfotransferase 11-like. NCBI's taxonomy places the organism in Eukaryota, Metazoa, Mollusca, Bivalvia, Pectinida, Pectinidae. Gene Ontology annotation, molecular function: sulfotransferase activity. Gene Ontology annotation, cellular component: membrane. The transcript is spliced from 4 exons. The record is from RefSeq and is a predicted model, not a curated record. Bases 1627 to 2949 code for a protein of 440 amino acids. Gene Ontology annotation, biological process: carbohydrate biosynthetic process.
UUGUGGAUCAAGAUGUAUGUACCAUCAAGUAUGACAGUCGCCAUCUUGCCAAAAAAUGCUUCAGAGAACGCUGCGUUGUAAUCCAGAAUGUUUUCUCUUGUAAGAUAUUCACGCCCAAGCAACAAUGGAACAAUAGUUAUGUCUAGAUUGUUCCCACAAUAUGUCCAUCUUCACUUUUACCAGGAAGAACAGCAGUGCAUCCUCGUGGUUUGGAGUGUAAAUACCAGCUUCAGGACGAGCGGUGUGAAAGAAUUUCUAGAAACUUCCAACCUGUCCAGGUUUACAAUCUGCAUCAUCCAGAGAGGAGAAACGCAGAGUAAAGGAAGACUCCUGCUUUGAUAGCAUAUGUGAUUCACUAAAACAUCAUUGAUGAUUUCCUUUGAUCUGGAAGGUAGCCGGGAAGUCAACAUUUCUCUUUCAUCAGUGCAAAUAUCAACUUUAGGGUUAAUAUCAUUUCUAUGAGAUGAUGUGAACACAUUCGUGAGGACUAAAGACACCACAGUUUGUGAUGAAAGAAGAUUUGGUGUUAUGCGCACUUGAGGAAAAUGGUCGAGUUUGAUCGAAACUCUUCAUUAUCAUCAUCAACACCAACGUUAUGAUCUUCAGGCUGAGGCUUUCGUUUCUGAUAAUUCUUGAAACGCUUCGCACACAUGCCAAUCUCUUUGUUAUCAUUUAAGUUAUUUCCGUCUGCUUUUAAAAUAGCAAGCAACCAAUUGUGCUGGGGAAGUCUUAUGUUUUUAGUAGACUUCUUGGUUUUAAUGUCUCUCUUUAAGACAACUUUACAAUCCGCAUCAGCACAACUAUCUCAUUGUCAGACGCGAUUUUAAAUAGGAUAGAAGCGCUUUAAUACAAUAUAUAUUUCAAAUCAUGGACAUAGAAGCUAUUUGUUACUAUGAAGAAAAUGUAAAAAGCAAUAUCAAAAGAGCAAUGAGAUUGGGGUAAUAUUGGAUAUAUUGUAAGAUAUGUUUAGUCACUAUCGUAUUUAACGUCCUAAUUAUGAUCAACAGCGAUGUUCAUUUAAGGUCGUGGCCUUUACAUGUCGACAUAACUUGUAUGCGUGCUACGGGUUGUUGUAUAUUAGGAAAGGCACAUGUAUCUUUAAAGUUAGGAGUGUAACAGGGUGGUCUGUUAUGUCCAGUAUCGUUCAACAAGUCAUUGGUGUAACACACAUCUACGCCAAAUCUUUUGGCAGGAUUAUGACAAGUUAUAAAACUCUCUACAGUUUUGUAUAUGCUAAAUAAUUUUGAACGCACUGAACUGGAAGACUUAUAAUGUCAUUUGUUCACAUAAAAUGACCUUUUUUCAUACAACGCUUCAAAAUAAUAUCAUCGGCGGUAUACUCAUUGUUUUAGUAUUUCGGUAUUUUGUUCCUAUGGCAAAUUAACAUUGCUGGAAAUCAUACUUUUCUAGUCAAACUUGAACAGAUACUUGAUGAACAUCAUCAGUUGAUUAUUACAGGAUAUGGAUGGCGAAAAUGGAAUUCUGAAAAUGUAGGAAUUUUCAUUUUAUAAAAUCGAUCAUUACUUAUUUAUGAAAGUUAUACAUACAUAUAUGGUAAAUCACUAAAGCCAAUUUUUGCUGCUUUAAACUCCUUGCAGAUAUACACUUCUAGCUUGUGAUCCGGAUAUGGGGCCAUUCGGCAGGCGGAAACAUCGUUUGAAGUUAGUCGUCACAGUGCUACUGACGUCAUGCGUCUUGUACAUUUUCCGUCAUAUCGACUUUACAACUAUUGACAGCAAUGAGAUCAGUGUCCAAGGGGAUCAGAUAAUAAAAAGGAAUACCAAGCAAUCUGGAAAUAUAUGUUUUGAAAACAAAACAUUUGGCCACACGAUUCCCCUAACGUACGCUAUGCGCAGGAUUAGAUUACAAGACAAGUGUGCGUCACUAAAUCCUAGACCGAGUCUAUAUGGAGAAGACUUAGUGAGACAACACCUUCUGGUGGACAGAGGGCAUCACCUUGUUUUUUGCGGGGUUGAGAAAGUUGGACUAACGUUUUGGCGGAGAUUCUUUUCUAUUCUCAAAGACACAAAAAAAUCCAGUCCGUACAGCAUCCGGGCAUUUGACGCCUACAUACCAGGAACGGUAGACACUCUGUACAACACGACCCUGCUGGAAUACAAGCACGUGAUGUCAUCUUCAUUAUCAGUUAUGUUCUCACGUGAUCCAUACGAGAGAUUAUUUUCCGCGUAUGUAGACAAAUUUAUUUCACCGAACAUCAAUUUCUGGAUAAGAGUGGGUACAAGUAUUAUUCGCAAGUACCGAGAACUACCGAAAUUUAGAAGUUUAAGGUGUGGGGAUGACGUCACAUUUGCAGAGUUUGUAAAAUAUGUAAUAAACCUUUCACACGGUCUUGAGAGUGUUGACAGCCAUUUUGUAACAAUAACGGAACACUGCCGUCCAUGUGAAAUAAGAUAUGACGUCAUAGGCAAGAUGGCGACAUUCUAUAAUGAUACGAUGUUUUUGAUACAGACUAUAGGACAUACGAGGAUGUAUGAUGAACUUCAUGGUCAAUUUUUUGACGCUUACGCAAGGGACCAAUUUCGACACAGUGUAGAAUUGCUGUUUUUCUUCAAAAAAGAAUUGGUUGAAUUGCAUAAAUGUGUACCAGAUUUCUUUAAAGCACAACAGCGGAUGUGGCGUGCUCUUCAACUACGAGGGUUGAUCAAUUUGAAAACUAGUUAUCCAAUCAAAAGAAGUGAAAGUGAUGACGUCAGUCAGGAACAAUUACUACAACUUUUACUUCAAAACUUAAAAGACCGCGUGCCACGUGUUCAAAAGAGAGACGCCAUGUUGGCUGCGUAUAAUUCUGUAGAUAUUGAAGUCUUGUAUAAGCUUCGUGAAGUAUUUGAACCAGACUGUGCAUUGUUUGACUAUGACUGUUCACCGUCAAGUAUAUUUAACCAUAGCAGACAAAGAAAGGACCACAACUGGUUAUUUGAUUUCGAGUGAUCGAAUGUUUUGGACAGGUUGAACAUUUUGUGAAAUGAAUGUAGACAGCAAUGUCAGAUAUCAACAGCAAUGGUUUGAAAUAAGUACAUUUUUGUACCAAUAGACCGUUAGUAUCAUACCAACCAUUGCUAAUAAAGUCUUUAAAGCCUUGAGUCUCAUAAAUAUUCGUUUAAUUGUAUUAAAGGGGCAUGAUUCCUUUGUUUGCAUAAAGUUUAAGCAGUCAAAA